Molecule: messenger RNA, 4115 nt
Organism: Annulohypoxylon truncatum
Lineage: Eukaryota; Fungi; Ascomycota; Sordariomycetes; Xylariales; Hypoxylaceae
Product: Metalloenzyme, LuxS/M16 peptidase-like protein
Exons: 3
Coding region: 637-3948 (1103 amino acids)
Molecular function (GO): metal ion binding
Source: RefSeq, a predicted model, not a curated record
GGGAACCCAAGUAUUUGCAAUAAUUGCAGCUGUCAUUGAUCAUUGACGCCUCUUAAUUUUACUUUUCACUUUCACAACUCACUUUAUUCAACUUUUUUGACGGCUAAUAAUAAAGUCAACUUUCCAUACCGCGCUCUUUGCGUUAGAUUUCUACCGUCUUUGUUCAAAACGUCUCCUCAAUCUUCCCCUCUUCCUUGUAUUACCCUCAUACCCAUGCCCAUUAUCAAAUAAUUUGCACAGCAUUGGCGAAGCUACUGCGUGCCUAACGCAUCUAUCAUCUGUCAAGCUGCCUCCUGUCCUUGGUACCCGAACGUUGGCUGCCUCAACCUGGAUCAGAUUUAACCUGGUUCGAUUCUCACCGGGGUUCUAUUGGUCUGCUGUUGUACCACCACACACACCUUUCUAUCAACAUAAGCAGUGGUAUGUAAGAAGACUCCUUGUCACGUCCUUGUCAGACUUCAUCAUCCGAGACUUGCAUUCCCCGGAUCGAGCACAAUACAUUCUCUCUCACACCAUACACCAUGAUACCUUACGGAUAAUACCCGUUGUCCGGUACCCCUCGAUCACCAAUGGUCUCGUGCCUCUUAGCAGCCUUGCCAAUACGAGCACCGCGAUAUACGAGUCUUUCAUGACACUAUGAUCGGUCAGGCUUCAGCUCAGGCAUCUAUCUUUGCCAUCAUUGCGGCCAUUGUCACCAUACUCGUCACGGUUUAUCAAGAUAAAGUCAGAGAUAUCGGCUACUUUCAAGCCGUCUUAUCUAAGCCGUUCUCGGUCAAGAUGGGCUCACAAGGCCCGAAUGUGCGGUUUCGUAGGGUUCAACAAUUCAACACAGAUUAUGCCCACGCAACAAUUACCCAAUAUGAAUCCGAAAGGAGCGGAAUGCAGGUCAUUGUAGCCGACCGAGAAGGCCCAAAGGUCAAUGGUUACUUCACCUUGGCUACUGAAAUCUUUGACGACUCAGGGGCACCCCAUACCCUCGAACAUUUGGUCUUCAUGGGUUCGAAGAGCUACCAAUACAAAGGCUUAUUAGAUAAGCUAGCCUCUAGGGCUUAUGGAACCACCAAUGCCUGGACGGCUACUGAUCAGACGGCGUAUACUCUUGAAACUGCUGGAUGGGAAGGCUUUGCCCAGAUUCUGCCUGUCUAUCUUGAACACCUGAUUUUACCCACUUUAACAGAUGCGGCGUGUCUGACCGAAGUUCAUCACAUCAAUGGUGAAGGUAACGACGCCGGCGUUGUCUACUCAGAAAUGCAGGGAGUACAGUAUACGAGUGGGGAGCUCAUGGACCUUCAAGCUCGACGCCUUCUCUACCCAGAGAAUGUCGGGUUCCGAUACGAAACAGGCGGUAUGAUGGAAGCUCUGCGAGUUUUAACCCCGGAGAGAAUACGUAGUUUCCACAGGGCUAUGUAUCAACCGCGGAAUAUGUGUGUUAUUAUCAUUGGCGAAGUCAACCAUGACCACCUUCUCAAUAUAAUGGACCAAUUCGAGGAAAGCGUCAAGAAUGAUAUUCCCCCUCUUAACGCCCCAUUCAAACGACCUUGGAUAGAAUCUGCACAGCCACCUCCACUCAAGAAAACGGUUGUCGAGACAGUCGAGUUUCCGGAGGAAGACGAGUCUACUGGCGAUAUGGUUGUUGGAUUCUUCGGACCCAACUGCACCAACGUUAUUGAAUCGACUGCUUUGAAUAUCCUCUUAACUUACCUAAGCGGAUCUUCCGUCGCAGUGUUAGAGAAUGUCAUGGUUGAAAAAGAAGAGCUUGCUAGCUCCAUCUCGUACUUGGUGGAUACCCGGCCAAAUAGCGUGAUAUGGCUUCAGCCGACCGGCGUUGCCACGGAAAAGCUAGAAUUUGUCGAGCAGCGCCUUAUCUCUUUGCUGAAGGAAGUUGCCUCUAAGCCAUUAGACAUGGCCUAUAUGAACGAAUGUAUCCAGAGGGAACGACGUCAGGUGAAGGCUCAAGCAGAAGAGUCCGAGCAAUACUACGCAUUAAAUAUUGUGACGGAUUACCUCUUUGGCAACCGAGACGGCUCGACCCUCAAGGAACUCGCGAGCCUUAGCGAAUAUGACCACUUGGAAAAGUGGACCGAUGAGCAGUGGCGGUCCUUUCUCAAGACAUGGAUCUCCGACGCCCAUCACGUAUCGAUUCUCGGAAAACCGUCUCUCAAAUUGGCUACAAAGCUAAAAGAAGAUGAAGUGGCAAGGAUUGAGAAGAGGAAACAAGAAUUGGGCGCCGAAGGUCUAGAAAAACUGGCCAAGAAACUUGAAGAUGCCAAAAAGCAGAACGAGGUUGAGAUUCCGGCUUCAUUACUUGAGAAGUGGCAAGUGCCCCCUGUUGAAUCAAUUCACUUCAUCGAGUCCCAGACCGCCCGGUCCGGUUUGGUUCGGAAACUUGGAGUCCAUGAAAACUCGGCGCAAAAGAUCAUCGACAAGACCUCGUCUCCUCGCUCGCCCAUUUUUAUGCAAUUUGAAGACGUUAGGACCAACUUCGCGCAUAUCACAGUCCAUAUCGGCACCUCCAAAAUCCCUGUCGAGCUCAAACCCCUGUUGUCGAUAUUUAGCGACAAUUUCUUCAAUACGCCUAUCAAAUGCGGAAAUGAAACUCUAUCGUUCGAGCAGGUGGUUAUGGAGCUGGAAAAGGACACGGUGAGUUAUAGCCUAGAUUCGGGAAACAAGUUCGGCGAUUCAGAAAGCAUCCUCAUCCGAUUCCAAGUCGAACCAGAGAAGUAUGCUACCACCGUCGAAUGGAUCCGUAGGAUGAUGUUCGACAGCAUUUUUGACGUUACUCGCCUAAGGGCUGGUAUUGCCAAGCAAUUAGCGGAUGUACCAGAAGCGAAGCGCGACGGCAGAGUCAUGACUAGUGAGGUGGAAAUUGCUAUUCAUAAUGACCCUUCCUCCCUUAUGGUAGCAAAGCGUACUCUUGUCAAGGCGGUUUACCUCAAACGGCUCAAGAAGCUUCUCGAGAAGGAUCCUGGAGCCGUAUUGUCACGCUUUGAGGAACUUCGGAAGUCCCUCUUUACCCCCGAUAACCUCCGUAUCCUGGUUACAGCUGAUAUCUCGAACUCGAAACUACCCGACCCUGUUAAAACUUGGGACAUACUCUCUAAAUCACUCAACAAGAACGCCGAGGAUAUUGUUCCUAUCGUUAAGCCUUACACUCUUCUAAAUGACGAAGGCCGCAAUCCUGGCUCUGUAGGCGCGACGAUUGUGCCUAUGAGGGCAAUUGAUAGCUCUUACGCUAUCAAUUCAGGCAAGGGUUUGACUUCAUUCUCCGAUCCAGCGGUGCCUGCUCUCCUAGUUGCUAUGCAAUACCUAGAGACUGUGGAGGGGACAUUAUGGAACGCCGUUCGUGGAAAUGGCUUAGCAUACGGUGCCUACUUCGCAAAGGAGUUAGAUGGAGGAUACUUGCAUUUCAAAGUGUACAGAUCUCCCCUGGCGUCAAGGGCGAUAACAGCAGCACGCGAUGCUAUCACGGCGCUAGUCAACGGCAGCGUAGCCUUUGAAAAGCCUAUGAUCGAGGGCGCGAUUAGCCAACUAGUGAUGGGCCUAGCAGAUGAACAGGCUACCAUGGCCACUGCAGCUGUGCAGAACUAUAUAAAUGGUGUUGUAAGAGGGCUUGAACCUGAUUAUAACACCAAAAUGCUUGCGAAGGUCAGAACGGUGACUGUUGAAGACAUCAAGCAUGCCAUGAAGACGUUCCUCCUACCCUUGUUUGAGCCUGGAAAGAGCAAUGUCGUUGUUUGUUGCGCACACGCAAUGACAGAGAAAAUGGAAAAAGAUUUCCAGGCUAUGGGGUAUAAAACAGAAAUUAAGCAACUAUCCGACUUCUCUGGCGACUACGGUCUAGAGGCUCCAGAAGGUGAGGAAAAUGGCGAGGAUGACGAGGAAGAUGCUGAGGAUGAGGGCUCAGAAGGUUCCGAGGGCUCCUAUGAUUCGAAGGAAGAGGAUGAAUAGACCUUUUCUGUCAUGGAAUGAUGCGACUGGAGGCUCAGUGGGCCCGCAUUGCUCGGGUUCGGCUCGCCUCUAUACGACGUGAGUUUAGAAUAUGAGACACGAACUUUUCAAUUUACUAAAAGACAUUAGACCUUAGAACUAAAUUCUCGAUGCGACAUGUUUUCAUC